AUGUUGUCGUUCCCGCAAGGCUCGAUGGCGCCUACCCAGCCUCGUGCUGUUAGUCACCCAUUCUCACACCCUUGUCCUGCGACCGCUUUAUAUUUGGCUCUGACAUUCAGUGUCGAGGAUAAGAGCCCAAUCGACUUUUUCUUUCAUUUCACGCAUUACCACAGGAAUAUGAUGACCAGCUCGUCCCUCGACCAGUAUCAGAUCGGCUGGAUAUGUUCCGACCAGAUCGUGGCUGCUGCUGCGCAACAAAUGCUAGAUGAGGAAUAUGGUCCACCAGAUGAGCAGGAAGAUUUAGACACAAACAACUACACGCUUGGUCGCGUAGGUCGGCACCUCGUUGUCAUUGUCUGCGUCGGUGGACAAGAGCACGGAACCACACCGGCGACCGCAACUACCAUACACAUGAUGCGAACGUUUCCAGCGCUACGUACCGCCCUGGUUAUCAGCAUCGGAGGGGCCAUUCCAUCACCGGAGAACGACAUACGCCUUGGUGAUAUUGUCGUUAGUUAUCCGACCGACGCACUUGGUGGGAUUUUGCAGUUCGACUUGGGCCGUAUCGGCGAUAAUGGAACGACUCAACAUAUCGUUUACCGGAAUCAAAAAGCUCUGCUUUCCGCGGUGGACCAAAUGAGGGCAGCUGCCUUGCGAAAUGACCCUCUGUAUCCCGUAUAUAUGACCGAAGCAAUCCAGCUCACGGCUCGUACGCAACGCAGAUUCAAGCACCCCGGUAGGGAACAUGACCAGUUGUUUAUGGUCCAGCGAGAGCAUAGUCCUGCUGGAGCCAACUGUGGCGAGUCCCUAUCUGAGGUUCAGCUUGAAAGGGCCCAACGCGAGGACACAGAACCCCAAACGUUUUACGGCACGAUUGCUUCGGGAAACGCACUCGUUGAGCAUGGCCCCGCGCGAGAGCGACUGGGGAAAGAUACAGGUGCCUUAUGUUUUGAAAGAGUCUCUGCCGGUGUGGUCCAGGAUCUUCCUUGUCUGGCUAUUUGUGGUAUCUCGAAUUAUGCGGAUUCGCACAAAAAUACACAAUGGGAAGGAUAUGCUGCAUUAGCAGCCGCUGCUUAUGCUAAAGAGUUGCUUGCAUACGUUCCUAGCAGACCGGUCCCAAGGCCAAGCAUGUUGGCGGCUAUCAGUGCGACGGUCUCGAGAGAAGAACAGUCCAGACAGAGUGUGAAUGCUGGCCCUAAAACUCAGGAUGAAAGGGUCAGGAUCACAAAAACACCAACAUUUGACUCUGAGAUUUGCAAUGAGACGGGACGAACGUCACAGCCGAAAGAGCGGCUACUUCAUACCCUUUUCGACUGGGUUGAGUAG
Aspergillus affinis is the source of this 1317-nucleotide messenger RNA. RefSeq lists its product as uncharacterized. The record is from RefSeq and is a predicted model, not a curated record. Gene Ontology annotation, biological process: nucleoside metabolic process. Lineage: Eukaryota; Fungi; Ascomycota; Eurotiomycetes; Eurotiales; Aspergillaceae. Gene Ontology annotation, molecular function: catalytic activity. The coding region runs from base 1 to 1317 and encodes 438 amino acids. The transcript has 2 exons.